CCUCAGUCUACCACGGAACAUCACAGCUGCAUAGCAACCCAGCGACAUGCUGCCCAGGUUGAAAUCAAAGAGAAGGAGGUCUAGUUGAAUUGUGAACUUCUCUACAAGAACUGUGAUAGGAUCUUCAAAUAUGGCUUGUGCCCUAAGAAUGAUAUCCUGGUGGGCGGCCACGGCCGUGCUCUUCAGCAAGGGUGUCGCCAUCCAGUUCAACCCUAGUGAGGGCGGAGGCGAGUGUGCCCUCCGGCUCGACGGUAGAGGUCGGAACAGUGGGUUCGACUUUCACACCAACACCAUACACGGGGGACCCUUCGGGAGAGGCGGAAGUGGAUCCUGCAUCACGUAUGACGCCAUCAAUCAGGCGUACCUGGAGGCGAGGAAGCGGAUACAGGUAGCAACACCGUCGGGUGAAUGGAAGCCUCACGAAGUUGCUUCUGUUGGAGAGUUGCUGUUGGACAUCUCCAUUCAGUUGGCCAAGCACUACGGCUUGACCUAUGAGGAGGUGGAGAAGGGACUUCCUCUGAUUGACACCUCCAAGACUCUGAUCAGAGAAGUCUGUCCUUCGUUUCUGUCGAACGUGGAGUGUCGCCCAGGCAAGUACCGCCGACCAGAUGGCCUCUGUAACAACCUCAAACACCCGACAUGGGGUGCCAAAAACACACCUUUUACCAGACUGCUCGGGCCGCUAUUCUCCGACGGCAUGACAGCACCCAGGAUCAGCGUGAAGGGGUCGCAGUUGCCGAUGUCACGUAUUGUGUCACGCACCAUGCACCCGGACGAGGGCUUCCACGAACACGCGGGCACUGUCAUGAUCGUAGCCUGGGGACAGUUCAUGGACCACGACUUUACUCUCACUGCUACUCCUCUAGAUCCUCUCAACAAGAACGAGCCUGAGGAGUGCUGCAACCGACCACCCCAUCUCAAGAACCCGUACUGCUUCGAGAUCCCAGUGCCUGAGGACGACUACUUCUACCGCAAGUGGAACGUCAAGUGUCAAGACUUUGUGCGAGCCUUCCCUGCUGUGAGGGCCGGCUGCAGACUGGGUUCCAGGACUCCAUUCAACACUUUGACAGGAGUAAUUGAUGCCAACACUGUGUAUGGAGUCAGUGAGGAGUUCUCAAGACACUUAAGAUCUGGCUUUGGAGGCAAGUUGAGGAUGAACCCAGUGUUUUCCGAGUAUGGACUCAAGGAUCUUCUGCCUCUUAAGUUGGACAUCCCUGAUGAGGGCUGCACAAGGACCAACAGGUCUCAGUACUGCUUCGACGCAGGUGAGAUCCGAGUGAACGAGCAGCUAGUCCUGACUUGCAUGCACACACUCUGGGCUCGUGAACACAACAGGUUGGCGCACGCUCUGCAGCAGAUCAAUCCUCACUGGGACGAUGAGACACUUUUCCAGGAGGCCCGAAGGAUUGUCAUCGCCCAGAUACAACACAUCACAUACAACGAGUUUCUACCAAUACUUCUGGGAAAGGAAGUGAUGGAAAAGUUUGGACUGCUAACACAGAAAGAGGGCUAUUGGGACGGAUACGACCCUGACGUCAACCCCAAUGUGAUUGAUGCAUUCUCUGCAGCUGCCUUCCGCUUCGGCCACACACUGCUACCUACAUCUAUAGAACGCUGGAGCAAAGCACACAAGUUUAUUGCCUCCAAAAGACUGUCUGACCUCAUCCGAAGGCCCUACGACCUCUACAGAGCCGGAGUGUUUGAUGAAUACUUCAUGGGUCUGACAAACCAAGUCGCCCAAGCUAUGGACGACUCUGUGACCCAGGAGGUAACAAACAACUUGUUUAAGAAGCCAGGACAUCACCACGGACUGGACUUGGUGUCUUUUAACAUGCAAAGAGGCAGGGACUUUGGUAUUCCAGGAUAUAUGGAGUACAGGAAGUUCUGUGGACUGCCUGGUGCCCACAACUUCGACGGACUCAUGGGAGCUAUGCCUAACACUACCAUCAGCCGAUAUGCCACUGUAUACGAGAGCCCGUCCGAUGUAGACCUGUGGUCAGGAGGGGUGUCAGAGCGGCCGCUGCCGGGCAGCAUGAUCGGACCAACCUUUGGCUGCAUCAUCGCCACUCAGUUUAGCUACGCUCGCCGAGGGGACAGGUUUUGGUACGAACUACCAAACCAGCCAUCAUCCUUCACUCCUGAGCAACUACAAGAGAUACGGAAGGCGAAGUUGGCAAGAGUGGUGUGUGACAACACAGACUUGAUCGACACAAUUCAAGUGUACCCCAUGGUGCUCGCAGAUCACGAAAUCAAUCCCAGAGUUCCAUGCCGCAGUGGCAUUCUUCCCUCCUUGGACCUGACCAAGUGGGCGGAUCACGGAGGAUCUUCCUCAGGACCAUCCGGACCUUCGGGGCCUGCCGGGCACUUCCCCGCUUCUGGCACCGCCUUCGACCCUCUCUUCGGCAAGAAGUAACGACUUCGUACAAGCAUCGUAUAGUGACUGGAGAAAGUUAAAUUAACAGAUACGAGUAUGCGACCAAUUAUUACAAAUAAUGUGAAGGAUUAUAAACAGAUGAAGUUUGAUUUUGCAAUAGCACUAUUACACUUUAAAAAAUUUUAGGAGAGGGUUUAGUUGACUUACCUGAGAAAACCUUAGUCCAAAUACUUACAGAUUUGCAAUAAUUGUACACAUUACUUUCUUGCGUUUCUCUAAAUUCCCAAACACACUAAUUUUCUACGGUAAGCCAGCUCACUUGCAUCCCUUAAAAAAGUUGUUAAUUAGCCACAUGGCUGUUUCUUAAAACCCUUCUUAACUUGAAAAUUGCCAUACAAAUUCGGUUGUGUAUCCAUUGGUUGAUCAUGUAGUUGAUUUGAAAGUAGUAAGAUUGUAAUUUUGCAUAUAGCUUCUUGUUCAUCCUUUACAAUAGGCCUAUAUUCGUUUAUUAUCAAUCUACACAGCUAAAAUCUAAGCUGAUUGGUUAUGUUUACUGAAAAUGGCAAAUGUGUGCAAAAUUAAUUAACAGUGCUACUCCUGAUUAUAAUAAGACCUUUGUUAUAGACAAUGUAUACAGUUUCUUUAGGCCAAGGAGAAGUUUUAACUGAUAAAACUCUAAUGUUGACUUUUUAGCAGAUCUUUGUGAUCCAAGCUUAUACCGGAUGUGACUUUUGAAUUGAUAUUUAAGAUGUUUUUCUUUGUGUAUAUUUAAACUUUUAAGUUAUUUUCUUGAGAAACUGUCUUUCCUAAAGUAAAAAGUGUCUUUUCCCAAAGGGUAAUACAAAAAUUAAUUUGCUAAGACAAAUAAUAUAUUUUACAAAUAUCUUGUACUUUAAGUAUUGAGAAGCUUCCCAAAGGUGGAUUAGUUAUUUACCUUUUUAUGAAAUGUUCUUUUUACUUUUGGAUGGACAAACAUUUAUAAUUUGUAUAUUAAAAUAUGUAAAUACAAAAGUUUUUUAAUAAAAGG
Messenger RNA from Macrosteles quadrilineatus (aster leafhopper), 3401 nucleotides. RefSeq names its product peroxidase-like. The record is from RefSeq and is a predicted model, not a curated record. The coding region runs from base 131 to 2413 and encodes 760 amino acids. Lineage: Eukaryota; Metazoa; Arthropoda; Insecta; Hemiptera; Cicadellidae. The transcript has 19 exons. Gene Ontology annotation, molecular function: peroxidase activity; heme binding. Gene Ontology annotation, biological process: response to oxidative stress.